UGCCCUUAGUGGCCCCAUGGAUAAGGGGAGAGUCGGAGAGAUACAAGUCUCGGGUCGUUGCUUCUCGGCGUAGUGGGCACCGAUCGAUCUCGUCUCCUCCCGAGGCGGCGUGGGCGUGGCGAUCGAGGCGAGCCGUUGCAUCCGCCCUCACCGGUUAGAUCCGUCCUCGCUAACCCAACGCCGACGAGAAGUUUGCAGUGCUCUAGUAUGUGAAACGGAUCGAUUUCCAUUUGAGCAGCAGCAACUGCUGCUGCUUUGUUUUGGUUGAUAUGGGCAUGGACAUGCUUGUCUCGGCAGCAUUGGAGGAGGUGUGCGCCCGCCUUUCGCUUGGUCUCCCAGUAACUGAGAUGUGGACAGCACUCUCCAGCGUGUUCAACAUGGCCGGCCUCCCAAUGGACCUGGCCGUCAAGCGUGUCCUCUUUGCCCGUCUCAUUGCACUCCCUGUCAUCAGCCUCGUGGUUGAGGGGGUGCUCGCCCACCCGCCACGGAUGGACAUGGAGGAGGCUGAGCGAUAUGGCGCACGACUGCUUGCGAGCCGUCCUCUCAGGGACAACUUCCUUGGGAUUUAUGACCACAGGUGCUCUGCUUCCAAGCUGAGUGACAUCCAGAGGAAGACGUUAGAAUUGAUCGGGGCAAGCAGGACUUCUGGUCUCACACAACGCAGUCUAAGCAAAGAGGCCGAGAUAAAAGGAAACAACUUCCAUUAUGUUGUGAAGACACUUAAGUCGCAAGGGUUAAUUGUUGGAAAACAAGCAAUUGCAAAGAUUAAUACCCAAGCUAAAAGGAAAGCUGUUUCACAGGAUAAACAUGUCAUCAGCACAAACUCAUUAUAUCUCUCAAGAUAUGCGAAAAACUUGAAUAUGAACUCAUACCAAAGAAUUGAGAUUACAAAGCCCAAACUUGAGUGCAAUGAAGAAACUAACAUAGAUGCCUUACAAGAAGAUGAGACUCUUAGUGUUGAUUACAAGAACGAUGUGUCCAUUCAUGAUUAUCUUCCAGCAAUGAAAGCCAUAUGCGACAAACUUGAAGAAGCUAGUGGAAAGGUUCUUGCUGUAUCAGAUAUAAAAAAGGAUCUCAGUUACAGGAUGCAACCUGGGCACAGAGCAUGGAGAAAUGUACUGCAUAGGCUUUUAGGUGCACAACUCGUUGAAAAAAUCGCUGCCAACCUUGAUGAUAAGAUUGUUCACUGCUUACGUCUUCUGAAGAGAUUUAAUCCAGAUGAGUUUAAGCCAAAAGGUACAAUCUCAAACUACAAACUUGGCAAGAAAGGCCUGGAAACUGAUCAAGUCAUGGAGCUUCCAUUAGACAACUGUAUAUAUGAUAUGAUCGAUGCUCAAGGGCCAAAAGGCAUAACCCUUAUUGAGCUUGGCAAACGUCUUGGGGGAAAGUACAACAAUUCGAAAGAGCUCCAUGAUCGAGUAUCAUCUAUGCAUGAUAGAUUCAAUCUGACUGUGGAGGUUGAAGUCGUUGGCAAAAGUAAACAGGGCAGAGUUUGGACUUCAAAAAAUUUUUCGCUGUACAAUGCUACUCUGCGAAAUUGUGAUGUGCCAGAUGAUCAUGACUAUUGUUCAGUAUGGCCUCUCAUUCCUUCUGAAGAACCGACUUCUGUUAGCCCAUAUGGUUUUGUGGUUAAUAACAAACUCUUGUUUGAAGAAGAUUGUCAUGAUGAACCACCCGUACAUCGUCUCCUGAAUAGCCAUGAAGCUUGUGUUGGAGUUUCUCAACCAGUUGAACAAGAUAAAGUUGCCUUUCAGAGGAAGAGGCAUUGCUGGCCCACGUCAAUUUCUGAUGAUCGAAGACAGAAAAGGAUUAUUCACAUAUUAAAGAAACAUAGUUUUGUACUGAUGGUGGAGUUGCAUAAAUGGUUAGAGAGAGUUGAAAAGGAAAAUCGGAAAAUAUUUGACAGGAAGACAUUGAUUCACACUUUGGAUAAGCUUCAGCAAGAGGGUACUUGUAAGUGUAUUAAAGUUAAUGUCCCUGUGGUUACAAACUACGCUGGCAGCCGUUCCAUAUUGAUGUAAUACUGAAUUCUUCUGUUAAAGUCAUGUCACCGGAACUCAUGGAUCAAAUUAGGAACAGACUAAGAAAUUUUGAUUCUCAAAGUCGUUCAGGUGCAGCAGCUAAACUGAAGCAAAAGCAAGAUACAGCUGCCAUACAUGGCUUGAGGGUUCAACGCAGAGUCAAAGUUAAAAAAAUAUCAAUAUCAGAAGCUAUUCAUGACAACGGAUUCAUAGGUGCAAAGAUGAUUCGGGCAAUAUUGUUACAUAAAUUUCUGUGGGUAUAUGUUAGUGGUUUGCCAAACGGGUCCAACGACUGUGUCAAAGAAGGGUAGCAUUAUGACAAGAACCUUGAUCAAUCAUGUCUGUUAUUUUCAAUCACAGCAGCUAUAAAGAAAAUGCCUCUUGAACUCUUUCUACAAGUUGUGGGAUCAGCAAAGGUUCAUACCUUGAUAAAAAAGUGUUCUCUUGGAAAAACACUUUCAGAGAUUCCUACCGACAUAUACAAUCAGCUCAUGGAUACUCAUGCCAAGGGCCGACUCUCGCGCCUAAUAAAUAUUUUAGAUAAACUCAAGUUGAUCGGACUUCUAAAUGGAUACAUAGAGGAUUCUAAUGUGCAACCAGAUGAUUUGCCUACUCAUUCGCUGGAGCUCAGGCCUUACAUCGAAGAACCUACUCCAAGGAUCAUUCUGUCAUCACACGUUAAUGGAAACCAUUGUCCAAAAUUUCGACAUGAUUUUCAGCUUUCAAAGCUGGAAUCUGUCGAUACUUACUGGGAAACAUUAAAGUACAGUUAUGUAACAGCAGGCUUGGCUGAGACAAGUGCCUUCCCUGGCUGCUGCAUCCCUGAGGUUUCUCAUCCACGUUCAUGGAGCUCAGUAAGAGUAAUGACUACUGACCAACAUCUGGAAUUACAACAGCGUCUCAUGAAUGAAAGUGAGACGAAGUUUGCCACACGAUUGCAAAGGAGUUGAAUCUCUCUUUGCAGCAGGUGCUAUGUGCUUCCUCCAGGCAGCUUCAUGGACAGGCAAGUAUGUCUGGUACACAGAAUCAGCGAAAAUUUAGUUCUCGAUCAACCUCUCAGAAAAGGAAGCGAUCUGCUAUUGAGAUUAGCAUGAAGUUUAUAAAGCAAAAGGCUGAAGCUAGUGGAUCAGCUGAACAGAGGAAAGAAAUAACAGAUAUAAUCUCUUCAACAUCCACUGAAAGGGGAUUCCCGGAGCAUGCGAAAUUGUCUAGACAUUCCAGUUCAAUCCAUGAAAGUAAAAGCAUGCCAAUUCUCUUCAGAUCUCAUGAAAAUGUCAUUAAAUUCAAUGAAGCUGAGAUUACUAAAAGAGGUGUAUGCAAGUCCUUGGCUAUUUCCAAUGCAUUGGAGCUCCUGAAGGUGUUUUUUCUUAGCUCAUCAUCGGGGUCAGAAGUGCAAGCUACAUUAACAGCAACGUUCCAGCUUUAUUCAGAGCGCGAAAUUUUAACUGCUGUUUCCUUUUUGAGAGAGAAGAAUUUCUUGGUUACUGGAAAUGGAAUGAAACCUGCAACCCUUUCUGGAAAAUUUUUUAUUGACGCUUCUCGUUCACCCUUCCCAUUUGGUUCAGGAAAAAAGGCUUCUGAGUUUUUGAAAUGGCUUAUAGGGCAGCAAAAGAAUACUACAGACAGUACAGUUUAUUUGUAUCCAGAUCUACAAUGUGGGGAAAUUGUUCACCUCUUUUCUUUGGUGUUUUCAGGAGAGCUGCUCAUUUCACCUUCCUUGCCAAGUGAAGGAGUUGGUGAAACUGAUGAGCCUAGCAGCUUCAGACCUUUCAUCAAAGAUUCCAGUGAAUUGGAUGACUGUACUCACAAACGCAAGGCUGUGGAGUUAAUAAGCAGCAAGAGUAAGAAACGCAAACCUUUGCCCAAGAUAGAUACUGACUUCUGCUAUCGUCGAGAGAAAGGUUUCCCUGGUAUCCAAGUGGCUUUGAAUCAAGAGAGGAUUCAAACAAGCAAUCUCAUGCAAGUGUUACAUCAUAAAGAAUGCCUCAUGUUUACUUUAGCCAGGGAAAUGGGCAGCAAGGAUGUUGAUUCUCAGGUAGAAAGGUCUGAAAUGUUAACAGAUUUAAACAACUCAAGUUCAUUUCGCUGUUUAUUAUCUGCAUCUCAUUUGGAGAAUUCUUAUACCGGAUGGCCUUGGGAUGCUAUGAAAAUAUAUGCCGAGCAGUUACCAUCAUUAUCUUGUAGUAUUCUUUCUUCUGAUCUGUUCAGAAAUGCAUUUUGUAUUAUUCACCAAAGUGGUGAACAAGGAAUUAAUUUGAGGGAAAUUUCGCAGGCAUUGCAUCCACUAGGAAUGCAAUAUAUCGAAUUGGUUGUUGAUACCCUUGAAAGAUUUCAGCUGGCCAUUAAGGUAGAGAGGUCAAUGCAUAUGAUGGUGUGCAGAUUGUUGAUUCAUUACAUAAGCCAAAAUAUCAUAUAACCACACUUGCUGAAUACAGUCAAUGCAACUGUUUGUGAGCUCCGGUUUCUGAGACAGAAUCAACUGGGGACACCAGAAAUAUAAUGAAAGAGAAGUAUGCUGUGCCUAUUAAUUUGCAGGAAACUGUAAAAAAGCUUGGUGAUGGACACAUUGUUUCAGUUCUCAAUGUUCAAAGUAAGUCAAGCUCACAUUUGCACAGUCAAAGUCCUGGAGAUGAUGAAGGCACAUCUACUUGGCACUGGGGCAGUGGUUGCUCUCAUGUUUGCAAGAGCCAUAUUUAUCAUCCAAUAUUACCAUGGCUAAAUAGUGAUGGAAGCAUUAAUAGCACUGUCUAUGAAUGUUUAAGUCAUCGGAUUAUUGGAUAUGUCAUGCAGUAUCCUGGAAUUAUGGAGGAGGACGUUAUCAAUUGGUUGGAUGUACUGAAUCCUCAGACAUGCCGGACCUUGCUGGGAAAGCUGACAAUUGAUAAACACCUUUAUGUUCGGGUGUUUGAUGAACCUGUGCCUACUGCUCCGACCACGCUGCAGAAUAUUUUGAGGCAAGGCCACAAUAGAGAACCCUCCAAGUGUGGAAGGCGGUACUUCGCUAAUCCAAUGAGUACAUUUAUGCUGUAGGGCGAUGCAGAUGAUGGCUUGUUCUUUAGUUAUUAGGGAGUAGUGUAAUUAAUUUAAGAUUGUGUAAUGUAACUUGUAUUCUUUCUUUCACACCCGAAAGACCGUCUAAUUUUAACCCUCGACUAAUGAUUAAUCGAAUAACAUGGUUUUUGUUAUAAAAAAUUAUAUUGUUGGAUUCA
This is a messenger RNA of Oryza sativa Japonica Group (Japanese rice), 5230 nucleotides long. Lineage: Eukaryota; Viridiplantae; Streptophyta; Magnoliopsida; Poales; Poaceae. The record is from RefSeq and is a predicted model, not a curated record.